This is a messenger RNA of Hevea brasiliensis (rubber tree), 2321 nucleotides long. RefSeq names its product mechanosensitive ion channel protein 10. The record is from RefSeq and is a predicted model, not a curated record. The transcript has 5 exons. Bases 28 to 2163 code for a protein of 711 amino acids. Gene Ontology annotation, biological process: detection of mechanical stimulus; transmembrane transport; monoatomic anion transport. Gene Ontology annotation, molecular function: mechanosensitive monoatomic ion channel activity. NCBI's taxonomy places the organism in Eukaryota, Viridiplantae, Streptophyta, Magnoliopsida, Malpighiales, Euphorbiaceae. Gene Ontology annotation, cellular component: plasma membrane.
GAGAGAGAGAGAGAGAGAGAGAGAGAGAUGGAAGGAGCAAAGUCUGAUGUGGUUCUAAUAAUUGAUCAAGGAAACUCUAAAACUCCAUCAAUGGAAACUGAGCUCAAAGACCACAUCACUAAAGAAGAAAAAUCCCAAAACACAACCAAAAACCUUCGUCGUCUCAGCUUCUCGAAACCCAAAGCUCGAUUCAUCGAGUACAACUAUUCUUAUACUGCCCAGAAAACAACCGCUGCAUCCAACAAUAUGGAACCCUUGAUCGAGAAAGGCUACUAUUCUUCGACGAUGGACGAUGGCGAUGAAGAUAGUGAUGAUGAUGACGACGAAGAUGAAGAUGAGUGGAAUGAAGAUGAUGGAGAAGUGAGGCCUGAUCAAAAGCGUAGAAAGAAAAAGAGAAAGGUCCCUUGGAGACUUGUGGUUGAGUGGGUAAUGUUUUUUAUGAUAUUAACUUGCUUGCUCUGCUCUCUUACGAUAGAAUCUGUCAAAAAUAUGCGUAAAUGGGGUCUUGAAAUCUGGAAAUGGUGCUUAAUGGUUAUGGUAACCUUUUGUGGUCGUUUAGUUUCUGGUUGGGUGAUGGGUUUUGCAGUGUUCUUGAUCGAAAGAAACUUCAUGCUCAGAGAGAAGGUAUUGUACUUCGUUUAUGGACUAAGGAAGAGCAUUCAAAAUUGUGUUUGGUUAGGUCUUGUUCUUCUUGCAUGGACUUGCAUGUUCAAUGAAGAAAUUCACAAGAAAAACAAGAUCCUGAGAAAGGUCUUCCAAGCACUUGGAGCAGUAUUGCUAGAUGCAACAAUCUGGCUUGUGAAGAUCGUGUUAGUGAAAAUGCUAGCUUCAUCUUUCCACGUUACCACAUAUUUCGAUCGAAUGAAAGAAAUCGUUUUCCACCAUUACAUUCUUGAUACACUUUCUGGUCCUCCAAUGGAUGAACUGGCUCAGGAAACGAAUCAAACACAUAAUUUUUCUGCAUCGAAAUCACUGCCUGCAAGUUGGAAGAAGAAAGGGAAGUGGAAGGAGGCAAGAAAUGAGCUGAAAUCGAAGAAGUUCAGCUCAUCAAGAAAAAUUGAUGUGGAGAAGCUGAGGCAGUUGAGCAUGGAGGAGACGGCUUCUGCAUGGAGUAUGAAAAGAUUGGUGAACUACGUGAGGUUGUCAGGGUUGUCGACGAUUUCCAAAACUGUUGAUGAUUUUGGCAAAGCGGAAUCGGAGAUUACUAGCGAGUGGGAGGCUAGGAACACUGCCAAACGGAUCUUCAAAAACGUAGCAAAACCAGGGGCCAAGUAUAUUGAAGAGGAAGAUCUUAUGAGGUUUUUAAAGAGGAUUGAAAUUCACACAAUAUUUCCACUCUUUGAAGGAGCCCUUGAGACUGGAAGAAUUUCAAAGUCAGCAUUCAGGAAUUGGGUGGUAAGAGCAUAUUUUGAGAGAAAAUCACUAGCACAUUCACUGAAUGAUACAAAAACAGCAGUGCAACAACUUCACAAGCUAGCAAGUUCAAUUGUGGCAGUGAUUAUAAUAGUGGUUACUCUACUGGUGAUGGGUUUAGCAACAAUGAAGAUUGUUUUAUUCGUGGCUACUCAACUCGUCAUUUUGGGUGUCGUCUUUCAAAAUAUGUGCAAGACUGUCUUUGAAUCUAUCAUUUUUGUCUUCAUUAUGCACCCUUUUGAUAUUGGAGAUCGAUGCGUUAUUGAUGGUGUUCAGAUGAUUGUAGAAGAGAUGAAUAUCUUAACAACGGUGUUUCUUCGUUACGAUAUGGAGAAAAUCUAUUACCCAAAUGCAGUUUUGCUCACAAAACCCAUCAGCAACUUCUACAGAAGUCCAGAGAUGGGUGAUGCCAUUGAUUUUGCUAUUGAUCUUUCCACAUCAAUGGAGACUAUUGUUGCUCUUAAAAAGGCCAUACAAUUGUACAUUGAGAGCAAGCCAAGCUAUUGGAACCCAAAACAUUCAGUGGUAGUGAAAGAAAUAGAGAAUGCACACUCUCUGAAAAUGGCUUUGUAUGUGCAGCACACCAUCAACCAUCAAAACUAUGGUGAACGUUCUGCUCGCAUAUCAGAGCUAAUUCUGGAGUUGAAGAAAAUAUUUGAAAAUCUGGGUAUCAACUAUCGUCUCCUUCCUCAGGAGAUUCAUCUCACUAAGCUCAACAUUGAAGGAUUGAGGACAUUACUACCUUCUUAAAUCAUCAUCUGGUAAUUUUCUUGUAUUUCAAAUUACAUACUCUUUAAGGUCUGUUUGGCAUCAUUAAUCCUAAAUGUUUGGAUUUUUUACAAUACAAGACCUUUUGUUAAACACUUUUAUUCUCUAAUCCAAUGAAGUUGUAAUAGAAGCUACUUGAA